Molecule: messenger RNA, 1629 nt
Organism: Pogonomyrmex barbatus (red harvester ant)
Lineage: Eukaryota; Metazoa; Arthropoda; Insecta; Hymenoptera; Formicidae
Product: odorant receptor 67a-like
Biological process (GO): detection of chemical stimulus involved in sensory perception of smell; sensory perception of smell
Cellular component (GO): plasma membrane
Molecular function (GO): odorant binding; olfactory receptor activity
Source: RefSeq, a predicted model, not a curated record
UUGGCAUUGUACGUGUUAUUGUAUCACAAGUUUCAAAAUAUCAUGCUGGUGCACAUUCUGCGAGAACACAAUGUCAAUAAAAUAUUAUUGUCACAUCUAGGCCUUUGGCCAUUCCAAAAUAAUUUUAUAAGGAAUUUCUUACCGAUUUUAUAUCUUGUAUGUGAAACAAGUUAUUUUCUGCUCGAGGUAUCAGUGUUAUACAAUUAUUGGGAAGAUGCUCAAGUGACUUUUGAAACUUUUUAUCAUAUUGUCUCAUUAGCUAUGUUCAUCAUUAAAUUAUUGAAUGAGUUUUUAAACCGCGAUAAGAUACAACGUUUAUACGAAACCAUGGAGAAGCAUUGGAAUAUAUUUACCAGUGAAUUUGAAAGGAGUAUUCUAAAAGAUUAUUCUAUCACAUCGCGAAAAUUUUCAAUAUUUUAUUUAACAAUAAUCUAUUCUAUGUCAGCAAUAUUUAUAAUUGUUCCACUUAAACCGGUUUUAUUUGAUAUUGUACGACCCUUUAAUGAGUCACGACCACGAGUUUUCGCGAUUUCUAUAGACUGGAUAAUAGAUAAGGACAAGUAUUUUGUACCAUUAUUAUGCUAUAGUACGAGUGUAAUCAUGGCAGGUGUGAUGAUUAUAGUUGGUACCGACAGUGUACAUGUUACUCGCACUGUUCAUGCUUGUAGUUUAUUUUCGAUCAUCAGUCAGCAAUUCGAGAAUAUAAUAUCAAAAUUGAUCAUCAAUGAGAAAAUUAACGAAAGCUGUUCCAAAUCAACAUGCGAGCAAACAAUAUAUCAAGAAUAUGUUAUAUGUUUAAAAAAAUACCAGCUUGCUUUACAAUUUGUCGAUUUACUAAAUUCGAUAUAUCGAACGACAGCACUAAUUUUGUUGUUUUUAAUUGCUGCGUUUAUAAGUCUGGUUGGAGUUAGAGUUGUAUCUGUAUUGGAUCAAUUAGAAGAAGCGAUAAGGUAUAGUUUUGGGAUCAUAGGAAUGUUAGUACAACUCCUGGUCUUAUGUUAUUUCGGUCAAAUGUUGAUAGAUGAAAGUCAGAACGUGUUCCAUCGAAUAUACGCCGCGGAAUGGUAUAAAUUUUCACCGAGAUUAAAAUCGCUGUUGAUUAUAACUCUUCAUAGAAGUUUUAUACCUUGCAGCUUAACAGCUGGUAAUAUAAUUCCAUUGUCAAUGACUACUUACGCUAUGGUGUUGCGGGCGAGCAUGUCUUAUUUCACCACAUUCUUAUCACUCAGGGAUUAACAGCGUAUAUUUUAUAGAGCUUUCUAAAUUUUGCUGAAAUGUUUAUGUUAUGACUUUUGAUUAACUGUAUAUUAAUAAAAAAAAAAAUACUUAGAUUUUGCUUGGCACGGAAAGCACUUUAACAAUCGCACCUGCGCUUAUUGACAAUCGCAAUGCUAAUAAUGGUGUUCGUAAAGAAAGCGCCCGAUCAAUAAAGCGGCACAGAAGGUGCGUUCUCACUCUCAUAGUUAUUAUUCGCGAAACACGCAAUAUUAUUACUUUAGUACGUGAUAUGAAAAAAAUAAGACGAUACUAUUUGGAAUAUGAGGAAGAAAAAAAUGUCAUCUCAUAUUGAUGAUUUCUGACAGCUUGAAUUUAACAGAGGGUCGAUAUUGUUGUACGCGUCAUUUGUAU